AUGGACGCAGUGCUGCUGGAGCACUUUCCGGGGGGGCUGGACGCCUUCCCUUCGCCCUACUUCGAUGAAGAGGAUUUCUUUACAGACCAGUCCUCCCGGGACCCCCUGGAGGAGGGCGACGAGCUACUACCAGACGAGCAGGCGGAGGUGGACUUUCUCAGCCACCAGCUGCAUGAGUACUACUACCGCGAUGGGGCGCGACUGCUCCUUCCUCCAGCCCAGUCUGCCCAGCACCCUCCGGCGGCGCCGCCAGGAGUCCCGGAGGAGGAAAACGACGGGGGCGGCUUCUGCUGUGAGGCCAGGGCGCCCCCAGGUGGCGGCGGCGGCUUUCCGGACUCCCCGGGCCCCGCGUCUCCAGAGCUCUGCCUAGCUUAUCCGUGCUCCGGGAACGCCUCCGUGCUGUCCCCCGGGGGGCGGCUGCGGGGACUGAGCAGCGCGGCCGCAGCCGCGGCCGCGGCGGCAGCGGCGCGGAGGCGGAGACGAGUGCGCUCCGAAGCCGAGCUGCAGCAGUUGCGGCAGGCGGCCAACGUGCGGGAGCGACGGCGGAUGCAAUCUAUCAACGACGCUUUCGAGGGGUUGCGCUCGCACAUCCCCACGCUGCCCUACGAGAAGCGGCUCUCCAAGGUGGACACGCUGCGCCUAGCCAUCGGCUACAUCAACUUCCUGAGCGAGCUCGUCCAGUCUGAUCUGCCCCUGCGAGGAGGAGGCGGCGGAGGCUGCGUCAGAGCCGGAGUUGGCGGAGUCCUGGGAGGGGACGGUCUCGGGAGCCAGGCCAAGAAGGUCAUCAUCUGCCACCGGGGCACCCGAUCCCCAUCCCCCAGCGACCCAGAUUAUGGACUUCCGCCCCUGGCAGGGCACUCUCUCUCAUGGACAGAUGAAAAGCAACUCAAAGAGCAAAAUAUUAUCCGGACAGCGAAAGUGUGGACUCCUGAAGACCCCAGGAAACUAAACAACAAAUCCUCCCUCAACAACAUAGAGAAUGAACCACCCUUUGAUUUUGUGUCCUAA
Gracilinanus agilis (Agile Gracile Mouse Opossum) is the source of this 1008-nucleotide messenger RNA. It is a transcript of the gene PTF1A, whose product is annotated as pancreas associated transcription factor 1a. Gene Ontology annotation, molecular function: RNA polymerase II transcription regulatory region sequence-specific DNA binding; DNA-binding transcription factor activity, RNA polymerase II-specific; protein dimerization activity. The record is from RefSeq and is a predicted model, not a curated record. Bases 1 to 1008 code for a protein of 335 amino acids. Gene Ontology annotation, biological process: regulation of transcription by RNA polymerase II; developmental process. NCBI's taxonomy places the organism in Eukaryota, Metazoa, Chordata, Mammalia, Didelphimorphia, Didelphidae. The transcript is spliced from 2 exons.